Laccaria bicolor S238N-H82 is the source of this 1002-nucleotide messenger RNA. RefSeq lists its product as uncharacterized. NCBI's taxonomy places the organism in Eukaryota, Fungi, Basidiomycota, Agaricomycetes, Agaricales, Hydnangiaceae. Bases 1 to 1002 code for a protein of 333 amino acids. The transcript has 5 exons. Gene Ontology annotation, biological process: L-valine catabolic process. Gene Ontology annotation, molecular function: NAD binding; NADP binding; 3-hydroxyisobutyrate dehydrogenase activity. Gene Ontology annotation, cellular component: mitochondrion. The record is from RefSeq and is a predicted model, not a curated record.
AUGAGACCUUCCACUCGAUGCCUUCAGUCACUCGCGUCUCGCUCAAAAAGCACAAGUUUCAUCGGUCUAGGAAAAAUGGGAUAUGAGAUGGCCCACAACCUCUUCUCUAAACAGUUCGCAAAGUCACCCGAUUUGCAGUUUGUCGUCUGUGACGUCAAUCCAGACAGCUCUCGCUCCUUUCGCGAAAACUUUCUUGAACGGUAUCCAAAUGCCAGGAUUAAGAUUGCAGCAGACCCUCACGAAGCAACGGCGGUCUCUAGCACGAUUAUCACAAUGCUUCCAUCUUCUCCUCAGGUCAAGAGUGUGUAUUCAGACGCUAUAGUGCCAGCUCUAAGCCAACUACCUGCCGAACUUGUUCAGAGCACUCUGUGUAUCGACUCCACCACCCUGGAUGUAGAUGUUGCUCGCGACGUAGCAUCUGCCGUUACACAGAGAGGGGCUCAGAUGGUUGAUGCUCCUGUUUCUGGUGGUGUAACUGGGGCCAAGGCCGGCGCUUUAUCCUUCCUCGUCGGAGGUCCACAACAGUCCUUUGAUCUCUCAAGACCAAUUCUAUCUCUUAUGGGUCAACGAAUCAUCUAUUGUGGAUCUUCUGGCUCUGGUUUGGCUGCGAAAAUAUGCAACAAUCUUGUCCUGGGUGUCGAGCAAAUUGUAGUCGCAGAAGCUAUGUUAUUGGGUCAACGGCUUGGGUUAGAUCCUGCUGUUCUCGCGACUGUAAUCAACAGCAGCACAGGCGGUUGCUGGUCCUCCUCUGUCAACAACCCCGUACCCUCUGCUUUGCCGGGCAAGUCACCCCCAUGCGAACGAGGCUACGAGGGUGGAUUUGCCACCGCCCUGAUGUUGAAGGAUAUGGGACUUGCGACCGAUAUCGCAGUGAACCAACGGAGCCCGCUGCCCUUGGGAAAUGCUGCCAAGGCCAUCUACUCUGAAGUGAUUGAGAAGAAACCUGAGCUUGGAACAAAGGAUUUUUCAUCUGUAUACCAGUAUUUCGAGAAACAGUCGUAG